Lagopus leucura (white-tailed ptarmigan) is the source of this 3219-nucleotide messenger RNA. RefSeq names its product LDL receptor related protein 8 (gene LRP8). Gene Ontology annotation, molecular function: calcium ion binding; protein binding. Bases 1 to 2754 code for a protein of 917 amino acids. NCBI's taxonomy places the organism in Eukaryota, Metazoa, Chordata, Aves, Galliformes, Phasianidae. The transcript is spliced from 19 exons. The record is from RefSeq and is a predicted model, not a curated record.
AUGUGCCGGCCUGCGCUCGCCCGGCUGCUGCUCCUCCAGCUGCUGCUGCUGAAGCUGUACCUCGGCAAAGGAGCCGUGAAGGAGUGCGAAAAGGACCAGUUCCAGUGCCGGAACGAGCGGUGCAUCCCCGCCGUCUGGGCGUGCGACGAGGACAACGACUGCUCGGAUAACAGCGACGAGGCGGAUUGCCCAAAGAAAACUUGUGCUGAGUCGGAUUUCGCUUGUGACAACGGCCACUGCAUCCCAGAUAGGUGGAAGUGUGACGGUGAAGAAGAAUGUUCUGAUGGGUCGGAUGAAUCAGAAGCAGCAUGCACCAAACAAGUGUGCCCAGCUGAAAAAAUUAGCUGUGGAGACUUAAGCAACAAAUGUAUCCCGUCGUCCUGGAGAUGUGAUGGGCAGAAGGACUGUGAAAGCGGUAUUGAUGAGGCUGGUUGUGCUCCUGCUUGUUCUCCUGAUGAGUUCCAGUGCAGUAACAAGACGUGCAUCUCCAUCAACUUCGUGUGUGAUGGUUACAACAACUGUGGUGAUGGCAGCGAUGAAAGGAAAUGCUCCCCUCUGACCUGCAGCCCCAAUGAGUUCCAGUGCAACAACAGCGUGUGCAUCCCAGAGCUGUGGGUCUGUGACAACCAGGCAGACUGUGAGGACCAUUCAGAUGAGUCUGUAGAGAGGUGUGGCUACGAUGCCAAGGCCUUCAACACCUGUGCUGCUCACGAGUUCCAGUGUGGCAAUGGCGAAUGCAUCCUCCUUAACUGGAAGUGUGAUGGGGACGAAGACUGCAAGGACAAGUCUGAUGAGCAGGACUGCCCUCUGGUGACCUGCAGACCGGAUGAAUUUCAGUGCGGGGAUGGGACCUGCAUCCAUGGAGCAAAGCAGUGUGACAGAGUGCACGACUGUCCUGACAACAGUGACGAGGCAGGCUGUGUCCAAGAGUCAGCAUGUGAAAGUCCCAGCAAGUUUCAGUGUAAGAGUGGAGAGUGCAUUGACGGAGGCAAAGUGUGCGAUUCACAUAGAGACUGCAGGGACUGGUCUGACGAGCCUCUGAAAGAAUGUGGUAUUAACGAAUGCUCUGUGAACAACGGUGGUUGCUCACACAUAUGCAAAGACUUGAAGAUAGGCUACGAAUGUGAAUGCCCGCCCGGAUACAAGCUUCUGGAUAAAAAGACGUGUGGAGACAUAGAUGAAUGUGAGAAUCCAGACGCUUGUAGCCAGAUCUGCAUUAAUUACAAGGGGGACUACAAAUGUGAGUGCUACGAGGGAUACGAGAUGGACACCCUGUCCAAAAACUGCAAGGCUGUAGGAAAGAGUCCCUACCUCAUCUUCACCAACCGCCACGAGGUCCGUAAGAUAGACCUGGUGAAAAGGGACUACUCUCGCAUCAUUCCCAUGCUGAAAAAUGUCGUGGCACUGGAUGUGGAGGUGGCAACAAACAGAAUAUAUUGGUGUGAUUUGUUCUACCGAAAAAUCUACAGUGCAUACAUAGACAAAGCCAGCGACACAGCGGAGCAGGUGAUUCUGAUAGACAGCCAGCUGAACUCUCCGGAAGGGCUGGCGAUUGACUGGGUUCAUAAGAAUAUCUACUGGACGGAUUCUGGAAACAAGACUAUCUCAGUGGCCACUGCAGAUGGGAGCAGGAGGAGGACACUUUUUAACAGCGACCUCAGUGAGCCGAGAGCCAUUGCUGUUGAUCCCACACGGAGGUUCAUGUACUGGUCUGACUGGGGAGACAAAGCGAAGAUUGAGAAAGCAGGCCUCAAUGGUGUGGGGCGGCAAGUGCUGGUGUCUGACAACAUUGAGUGGCCAAAUGGCAUCACGCUUGAUUUGCUGAAUCAGCGUCUCUAUUGGGUGGACUCCAAAUUGCAUUCACUCUCCUGCAUUGAUUUCAAUGGCAGCAACAGAAAAGUUCUGAUUUCUUCUGUUGAUGAUCUGAGCCAUCCUUUUGGCUUGGCAGUGUUUGAGGACAGAGUGUUCUGGACUGACCUGGAGAAUGAAGCAAUCUUCAGUGCCAACAGGCUGAGUGGCUUGGACAUCUCUGUUUUAGCAGAAAAUCUCAAUAAUCCUCACGACAUCGUUGUAUUUCAUGAAUUAAAGCAGCCCAAAGCUCCAGACUCCUGUGAGCUCAGCCCCCAGCCAAACGGAGGCUGUGAGUAUUUGUGUCUUCCUGCACCUCACAUCUCUCCCCAUUCCCCCAAGUACACGUGUGCCUGUCCUGACAACAUGUGGCUGGGUCCUGACAUGAAAAAAUGCUACAAAGAUCUUCCAACUACUCCAGCUACCACAGUGGUUCCUACAACCACAGCAUCUCAUCCUGUCACUGCCUCCACUGUGACUGUAACUGGCAGAGCCAACACCACCACCGCCGUCGUCCCCAGAGCUGUAUCAGAAGCCACGACUGCCACCCCGAGUUCUCAUUCAACCACAUCCAUCCUCAUCGAUUCUGAGAUGACCACUGGAAACAGCAACUUGUCACAGCACUAUUCGAAUAAUGGCCAAGGCUUUGAUUCAACUGUGACAGCAGCUGUUAUUGGAAUUGUCAUUCCUGUUGUGGUUAUUGGCUUGCUGUGCAUGGGGGGAUACCUCAUCUGGAGAAACUGGAAACGGAAGAACACUAAAAGCAUGAAUUUUGAUAAUCCAGUAUAUAGGAAGACAACAGAAGAGGAAGAUGAAGAUGAAAUCCAUAUUGGUCGGACUGCCCAAAUUGGACAUGUCUAUCCAGCACGUGUAGCACUGAGCUUAGAAGACGAUGGGUUGCCGUAAGGACAGAGUUGCUGCUUCAACCAGAACGCACCGAACAAGUUUUCUUUGGAUCACAAAACCUGCUUCUUUAUUUGAAUCAUUAUUUAUGUUGCAGAAGGGUAACCACAGAGUUAUAAUGAACUGCAAACAUCCAAAGGAUGUGAGAGUUUUGUAUGUAUAAUCUUUUAUACACAUUUUAACUUGUUGCACUACCCAUUUGUGAUAGUCAAUAAGCAACUGCUGAGCUACUAACUCAAUGUACAUAACCAGCAGGCUGACGGUUCAGUAGCUACUGCUUUAUUUUAAGACUAUAUUUAUAGAUAUUUUGUAAAUAUACUGAAUAUGCUUUGUGGCUAUCCAUCAACAUAAGUAAAAUAAGUCCUGUACAGACCGUUUAGAAAUAUUUAUUAACAAAAUCUGGAUUAUAAGAUCUGAUCUGUAAAUAUAGUAGAGGGGUGAGAGUAUUUAUUUUUUGUAUGUUUGGCU